CUUUUUGUUAUCAGAACUUUUGUAAAGACGCCAUUAGAUACCAUCUUGAAGCUCUGAGCUUAUUCCCAGCUCACGAAGAGGGAAAAAAAACACCAAGAUUCUCAGGCUUUCGUCUUCCUCAUUAAUUCCUAGAGGUUUUGAUUAGGCUUUUUUCCGUUCAUCCAACCGGGUCUCAAUUCCAUUUAAUCGGCCAUUCGAAACUGCUAAUCGUCGCAGUGCUGCUGCUCUGCACAUCAAUCUUAUUGCAUAGUGUUUUUAUUCUUCGAGAAAAACGAAGAAAUGGGUGCUCAGAGAAAGGGGGCAUCGCGGGUUUCCGAGGACUCCGAGGAGUUGGCACGAGUUUCGUUGCAGGCAGUUCUUCUUGCCGAUAGCUUUACCACUAAGUUUCGUCCCAUAACGCUUGAACGACCCAAGGUAUUACUGCCGCUGGUAAAUGUCCCUAUGAUUAAUUAUGCCUUAUCCUGGCUCGAAUCGGCUGGUGUUGAAGAGGUGUUUGUAUUUUGCUGUGCUAACUCGAAGCAAGUAAUUGAUUACUUGGAGAACUCUGAGUGGGUAUCCCUACCAGACUUUGCAGUCACAACUAUAGAGUCGCACAACUCCAUUAGUGCUGGAGACGCCCUGCGUUUGAUCUAUGAAAGAAAUGUGAUACAUGGUGAUUUUGUACUUAUCACUGGAGACACCAUAAGCAACAUGCCACUUACGCAAGCUCUUCAAGAACACAAAGAUAGAAAGAAGAAAGAUAGUAAUGCCGUGAUGACUAUGGUUGUCAAACGGUCAAAGCCUUCUCCAAUCACACACCAAUCUCGGCUUGGCACUGAUGAACUGUUUAUGGCAAUUGAUCAUAAUUCUAAGCAGCUCUUAUACUAUGAGGAUAGGGCUGACGAUUCAAAAGGAAUUAUACAUCUGGACAAGUCAUUGCUAAUGGAUAAUCCUUCCAUAUCACUUCAUAACGACUUGCAGGAUUGUUAUAUAGACAUAUGCUCCCCAGAAGUACUCAGCCUGUUUACUGACAAUUUUGACUACCAACAUCUACGUCGCCAUUUUGUCAAGGGUUUGCUCUUAGAUGAUAUCAUGGGUUACAAGAUUUACACACACGAAAUUUGCUCAAGCUAUGCAGCCAGAAUCGAUAAUUAUCGAAGCUAUGACACCGUUAGUAAGGACAUAAUACAAAGGUGGACAUAUCCACUGGUACCGGAUGUUAAAUUCUUUGGGAACUCUGCUUAUAAACUUGAAAGGCAGGGAAUGUAUCGAGCAUCAGAAAUACUGCAGGCACGUUCUGCACAGGUUGGUCCGUUUACUGUUAUUGGAGAUAACAGCAAAAUUGGUGAUAACACCAAAAUUACGAAUUCAAUUAUUGGGCAAGGUUGUAGCAUUGGAUCAAAUGUUACAAUUGAAGGCUCUUAUAUAUGGGACAACGUCACCAUUGAAGAUGGCUGUAAACUUAGUCAUGCUAUCGUCUGUGAUGGAGUUAUUAUAAAGUCAGGGGCAGAACUGGAAGCUGGUGUAAUUUUGUCUUUCAAGGUUGUUGUAGGGGAUCAGUUUAUUGUUCCAUCAUAUUCAAAGGUAUCUUUGUUUCAGCAGCCAAUCAAUCAAGACAGCGACGAUGAGCUGGAAUAUGCAGAUAAUAGCAGUGGUAUUGUAGAAUUUGCAGAUACAACGGACAAGUCAAAUAAUGAACUGAUGUCCAAAUCGCUGGAAAUGCAAGGCUGGCCUGCAUCUGAGCUAGGCAAUGGAGGUAUAGGGCAUGUUUGGUCAAUUUGUGAAGGAAGUGUUGAAGAAGAAUGGAGGCACUCAGUUGCACCCAUUCCUGCCGAUAAACUUGAGAAGACUCUGCAAAAAGCGACAGAUGAUGAGCUGGAGUUAACUCGCGAUGCUAAUGUUCUUCCAACUUCAGGAGAGUUGAAGUCUGACUCAAAUGUCUCAGAUGGUGAUGAUAAUGAAGACUCUAGAGAUGACUCCAUCCACUUUGAGAAAGAGGUUGAAGCAACGUUUCUGAGGGGUGUGCAUGAAAAUAUUAAAGUAGACAAUGUAAUUUUGGAAGUGAACUCAUUGCGGUUGUCAUAUAAUAAGGUGGCUGCAGAUUGUGCAGGAGCAUUGUUUUAUUCUCUGAUGAAAUUUGCCUUAGACUCUCCACAUGGUUCAUCUAGUGAGCUACUGCAAAACACUACGAAUAUAAUUACGAAAUGGAAAAAACUUUUGAAGUACUACUUAACUGACAUGGAUGAAGAGAUUGAAGUGAUAUUAAAAUUUGAAGAGAUGUGCCUGGAAUCGGCCAAGGAAUUCACUCCACAUUUUACUAAGAUUUUGUGUCAUCUAUAUGACCAAGAAAUCAUUCAAGAAGAUGCUAUUCUAAGGUGGGAUGAUGAGAAAAAGGAAGCGGAUGAUUCAGAUAAACUUUUCGUUAAGCAGGCUGAGAAAUUCAUCGAAUGGUUAAGAGUUGCAUCAGAAGAGGAAGAUGAUGAAGAGGAGGAAUAGAAAUGGUGGAAUAACAUCUGUAGAUUAGCGAAGAUCACAGGGCAGAGUGAGGAAGUCCAUUGUUGCUGAGUCUUUCAUUUUUAAACGUCAAAUCUUCACAGUAGCUACCUGGUUUCCCUAAUGUGAAAGGAAACUUGUUUUUUAUUUCCAUUUUUUUUCAACUUCUAUGAUUGUCGAUUGUCCAUGUCCUAUCAUAGAAAGAAAAUUUUGGGUAAAUGUUUAAAUCUUACUUUGUGGUUUUUUUCCGUUUAUUUAUUUGAGUUAGUGUAUCACCGAUCUUCCACAAAAAAAAGUUUAUUUUUGUCUCCGAGGAAGUACACAGUAACAACUGAGUUAAGUUCGUUUACAAUUAGUGAAAUAUGAAAAUUCAAACCUCUAACU
This is a messenger RNA of Cucurbita maxima (winter squash), 2856 nucleotides long. Its product is annotated as translation initiation factor eIF-2B subunit epsilon-like. The record is from RefSeq and is a predicted model, not a curated record. The transcript has 15 exons. Gene Ontology annotation, molecular function: translation initiation factor activity; guanyl-nucleotide exchange factor activity; translation initiation factor binding. The coding region runs from base 280 to 2475 and encodes 731 amino acids. Gene Ontology annotation, biological process: biosynthetic process. Gene Ontology annotation, cellular component: eukaryotic translation initiation factor 2B complex. NCBI's taxonomy places the organism in Eukaryota, Viridiplantae, Streptophyta, Magnoliopsida, Cucurbitales, Cucurbitaceae.